Molecule: messenger RNA, 1179 nt
Organism: Aspergillus affinis
Lineage: Eukaryota; Fungi; Ascomycota; Eurotiomycetes; Eurotiales; Aspergillaceae
Product: taurine catabolism dioxygenase TauD
Exons: 1
Coding region: 1-1179 (392 amino acids)
Molecular function (GO): oxidoreductase activity
Source: RefSeq, a predicted model, not a curated record
AUGACCCCUCCCAUCCAAAUCCCAACUCCCAAUUUCACCCUCGAAUCUUUCCCUCUCCCCUCCACAAACCAACGCAUCCUCGGUCCCCCACAUCCUCCCAACACCACAAUUCCACUCCCUCUCCGCCCAAACCCCACCGCAAACCCCCUCCCCCUGGACACUAUCAUCCAAGACAUUCAAACCCUCCAACGCUCCGACCACCUCUUCACCAAAUACCUCUCUCGCCACGGCGCCCUCCUCUUCCGCGGUCUCCCCAUUCACAACGCCUCCGACUUCAGCAAAUUCGCCCACGCCUUCGGCUACCGACCCCACGAGAUCAUCGGCAUCGUAGUCAACCGCCCCCUCCUCGCCCCAAACGUCGCGCCCGCCAACGAAUCCCCCAAGGAAAUCCUCAUCUAUAACCACAAUGAAUCCCCGCAGGUGCCGCACGCCCCGGAAUAUAUCUUCUUUUACGGCCAUCGCGCACUGGACAGGGGCAGGGGCGGGGAAACGCCUAUCUCGUCGUCGCUGGAACUCUUCCAGCGCGUGCAACGCGAUCUCCCAGCUUUCGUUGCCGAUCUUGCUGAAAAAGGGAUCCUGAGUACGGUGACUUACACGAUCGACGCGCCGUAUAAGGGCGGCGCGACGCUGAGGCAGGCAUUCGGGAAACAUAUCCUCGAUAGUGACGAUGCAGAGACUCGGCGGGCAAAGAUCGAGGCGCAGAUCGCGCGGUAUGGACGCGGGAAGUAUACGACUUUUGAAUGGACAGGACAGGAGCAGGAGCAGGAGCAGGAUACUCUGGUCCUGACGCAUCGAUUACCGGCCAUCCGGACACAGGUAGGGACGAACUUGCCGUCGCUAUUCACCGGGUUAGCGGCGUAUUACCGGAAUAAGAAGGUCAAUGGACGGGGCAAUGCGGCGCAGCAGAGGUAUGGUGAUGGGACGGCUAUUCCGGAGGAGUAUCUGGAGCGGUUGGCGGAGAUUACGGAUGAUAUUCGCGUGUUGCAUACGUGGGAGGAAGGCGAUGUGUUGGUGUUUGAUAAUGUGAUUGCGCAGCAUGGGAGGGAGCCGUGGAAGGGGGAGCAGAAGGAUCGAGUGGUUAUGGCGAGUUUGUUUGAUGGGGAGGUGCCGGGGGCGUAUGGAUUCGGGGAGUGGGCGAAAGUGGUCCAGGCUUUGGAUGAUGUUGAGUACGAAGAAUAG